Aspergillus alliaceus is the source of this 627-nucleotide messenger RNA. RefSeq lists its product as uncharacterized. NCBI's taxonomy places the organism in Eukaryota, Fungi, Ascomycota, Eurotiomycetes, Eurotiales, Aspergillaceae. The record is from RefSeq and is a predicted model, not a curated record. The transcript has 3 exons. Bases 1 to 627 code for a protein of 208 amino acids.
AUGCCUGUAUUUAUAGUGGACGGCGAGCGUCACCGAAUACCCUUCAUGUCAUGCUUCAGAGGUUCCAGGUCCAUUGGCGAGAAAUGGUUCACCUAUAAUGCUGAAAUUCGUGUUAAGACACCACCGAAGGCUUCUAUAAGCGACAUAUGGUCCGCUCAAGAUGAUACAACCCUCCAGAAUCUCAGACACUGCAGCAUUCCAUGGAAGUAUAUAUCUGCUGCGAUGAACAAUAGGCCUGUUGAAGACCUCAAAAAGCGUUGGGCUAGCCUUCACGGGGACAGAUUGACGAAAUCCGUUGAUAAGCCGGUAAAGGACACGAUCAACGACCGUUUAUCGUGUAAGACAUUGGAAGGUGGAAGUGUCGAGCGCCAUGUGUGCUUCUCAGAUCCAUUGGUCACUGAAGGCGAUACCGAGGAUGAUAAUAUCGCCUCUAAACCUUCGAAAGUCAAGCAUGUGUUCUAUACCGAUGAAAACUUCGAUUUGGAGGACGUGCUGCUUUUACACACAAUCGCUGCAAAAUGGGAAAGGGAUAAAUGGCUGAACGUUAGUACCCGCUUUAAUGAUAGGACCGGGCGCAAUAUCACCCCAGAAGACGCCAAAUCGAUGAUUGAUCUCGAAGGAGUCUGA